Fomitopsis serialis is the source of this 1311-nucleotide messenger RNA. RefSeq lists its product as uncharacterized. Gene Ontology annotation, cellular component: ESCRT-0 complex. Lineage: Eukaryota; Fungi; Basidiomycota; Agaricomycetes; Polyporales; Fomitopsidaceae. Bases 1 to 1311 code for a protein of 436 amino acids. Gene Ontology annotation, biological process: protein transport to vacuole involved in ubiquitin-dependent protein catabolic process via the multivesicular body sorting pathway. Gene Ontology annotation, molecular function: ubiquitin binding; phosphatidylinositol binding. The transcript is spliced from 7 exons. The record is from RefSeq and is a predicted model, not a curated record.
AUGUUCAGGAGCGGUCAGACCAACAGUUACGACGAGAUCGUUGCUAAAACGACUGAUGAAAACCUGACGAAUGAGAAUUGGGAGUUGAUCCUGAAUCUAUGCGACAAGGUCCUCGAUGAGGGUGAACCAGGCGCGCGCAAUAUCGUCGCCGCCGUCCUCAAACGUCUGGCGCAUCGCAAUCCUAACGUACAACUAUAUACGUUGACUCUUGCGGAGUCGUUGACGAAGAACUGCGGAAUUGAGGUGCAUAGGGAGAUCGCAUCGCGCGCGUUCACCCAGGGACUGGAGAAGCUGGUUACCGAUCGGACCACACACGACAAAGUUCGGCGGCGAGCCCUAUCAUUGAUUGCUCAGUGGACAUCGGAGUUCGAGAAGGACCCCACGCUCGGGAUUAUGGAGGAAUGCUUCGAGUCUCUAAAGAGCAAGGGAUACAAGUUCGAGACGCCAGAUGAGCCUCCGCCGCCAGAUGUGGAUGACGAAGUUCGUCGCCGGGAAGAGGAGGAGCUACAACGCGUCCUGGAGAUGUCCAUGCACGACAAGGGUGGACGACCUCAAUGGGCCAAUUACUCGCUUGCAUCGUCAAGCGGUGCAGGCGGAUCCGGCUCGAACAUAAAUCUACCGGCAACCAACACCGCGCAGCCGCCCCGCCAGCAGCAAACAAGUUAUGGCGGUUACGUGCCCUCAGCCAGCCCGGCGAUUUCUGCCGCCAACACUUCUUCACCAUCCACAGCGACCACUGUGAGCUCUAUUACGCCUUCCUCAACGCCUGGUGCAUCGGGCCACGACAGUGUCUCCAUAGUCACCAGGGUCCGGGCGCUACACACCUUCGAGCCCACUGAGGCCGGAGAACUGGCUUUCGAGAAGGGCGACAUCAUCAAGGUCGUUGACCGAGGAUACAAGGAUUGGUGGCGUGGCCAGUUGAAGGGCAGGACGGGUAUCUUCCCUGUGAACUAUGUGGAGCCUUUGCCGGAGCUUACAGCGGCUGAACUCGCCCGAGAAGCGGAGCAGGAGGCUGCUGUGUUCUCGCAAGCUGCGAAUGUGGAUCGUCUGCUGACGUUGCUCCGUGGUAUGGAUCCCGCAAAGGACAAUCUCGCGGAUAAUGAGGAGAUCCAGGAAGUGUACAGGAACUGCAUGACUCUGCGUCCCAAAAUCGUCAAGCUGAUUGACAAGUAUAGUCAGAAACGAGCUGACCUCGUUUCAAUGAAUGAGACGUUUGUGAAGGCGAGGACCAUAUUCGACCGAAUGAUGGAGGAAAGCCUCGCGCGAAACAGUGCCAGUACGUCUCCCUUCCUUUCUGAAAUGAGAGGCUAG